UGGCUGUACAGUUCAGAAAAUUGUUUUCUAGUAACUAGCUACUAAUGUUUAUUGAGACAUUUCCAGUCUCGCAUGCUAAACAACAGAUAUAUACUUUGUAGUACAACUAUAAUUCAACUGUAUUAAUAACGUAUCUAGGGGUCUAGCUUCCUUUCACGUGCUUUCACGUGCCAGUUUGGAAUGUAUCGGCGCGGCGGGGGCAAGAGGGACCACAACAAUAAACCGGUGAAGAAGGAUGAGAGCGACAGCAAUAAAUACGCAGAGCUUCUGGUGUUCGGCUAUGCCUGCAAGCUGUUCCGGGACGACGAGAGGGCUCACUUCCACGAGCAGGGCAAACAGCUCAUCCCAUGGAUGGGGGACAAGAACAUCCUGAUUGAUAGGUACGAUGGGCGUGGUCACUUGCAUGAUCUCUCAGAGUACGACGCAGGUUCGUGGAACAGAGACUACCAGCUAUCCGAGGAGGAGGCCAGAAUUGAGGCUCUUUGUGAUGAGGAGAGAUACCUGGCUAUGCACACAGACCUACUGGAGGAAGAAGCCAGACAAGAGGAAGAGUACAAACGUCUCAGUGAAGCUCUUGCUGAUGAAGGCACCUAUAAUGCAGUCGGCUUCCGUUACAGUGCCGACUAUUACGACCCUUCUCAACCAACUGAGGAAGAAGAUGCCAACAGAGAGACCGGCUCUACCCAUUUAGAAGAAACAGAGACGCAGGAGAGUGAGGAGCCCUUUGUUGCACCCCCAGGCCUGGCGAUCCCCCCUGAUGUGGAGCUGCCAGCAACCACUAAAACCCAUGCCAUCAUUGAGAGGACGGCCAACUUUGUGUGCCUGCAAGGGGCCCAGUUUGAGAUUGUUUUGAAAGCCAAACAGUCUGGCAACUCACAGUUUGACUUCCUGAACUUCGAACACUACUUGAACCCCUACUAUAAACACAUCUUGAAGGCCAUGAAGGAGGGCCGCUACCUCCCCGCCACCAGCAAGCAGGAGUCGCAGGACUCUGAUGAUUCUGACGAUGAUGAUGGGGAUGGCAACUACCUCCACCCUAGCUUGUUUGCUCCUAAGAAGAGCACUCGCCUUGAGGAGCUGAUGAAGCCCCUCCAAGUAAUGGACCCAGACCAUCCACUGGCAGCGCUGGUCCGGAAAGCAAGGCAGGAACAGAACGGAGGUGCCGUUGCCACUGCAUCUACUGCCAUGGCGACCAAGCCAGAGGAAGUGCCAGCAGAGCCAGCUGUGUCCACCGCAGCCGCAGAGUACCCAGCUGACCCUAACAUGGCAGCGAUGUAUUAUGGGUACUGCAUGCUUCCUGAUGGGACGUACUGCCUGGCCCCGCCUCCCCCAGGGAUUGAUGCCAACGCCUACUACAGCUCCCUGCCCUCUGGUAGCAUGAUGGCUCCACCAUCUUCCUCUGGAGCCCCUCCUCCUCCAGGGACAACACCACCACCUGAGCCAACUACACGGAUCAUCUACACAGCACCUCCGACUACAUUUCCCGUCAACCCACCACCAACUACAGUUACCAUGAUCUCAUCACCAACUUCAGUUCCCAGCCAGGUCCCAGUCCGCAUCUCAACCCCUCCUCCUGCUCCUGUUAUACCUGCUGCUGUCAUACCAGAUAACAGUUCACGACCCAAGGCUCCAGUUGCCGUGUCAGCUCCAGUUACUGGGGCAGCGGCUGCCAUCAUCCCCCCGCCCCCUGACAUUCAACCAGUUAUUGACAAGCUGGCUGAGUAUGUGGCCAGGAACGGUGUCAAGUUUGAGACCAGUGUCCGGGCCAAGAACGACCCACGGUUUGAUUUUCUGCAAUCUUGGAACCAGUACAACAGCUAUUAUGAGUUCAAGAAGCAUUACUUCAUGCAGAAAGAGGGAAUCAGCUUGCCAGAGUGUGGCUCUCCAUCAGAGGGCGUAGCUGAAGGGGAGAGUGACAGCAGCGGCAUUGGUAACUGUUCUUCUGACAAAAGGCUGAAGGACGGCAAGCUAAUGAAAGUGUCUUUUGCCCCGAUCUGCUUUGCCAUCAAGGCCAAAGAGAACGACAUGCUGCCUCUAGAGAAGAACCGCGUACGGCUGGACGAUGACUCCGACGAUGACCCGGACAAGUUACUAGGGGAGGAGGGUCUGGAGGCCCUGCUUGAUGGGGCAGCAAUGGCGGUCAGAGAGCCCUCUGCCCCGAUUGCCCCAGAGGAGAAGAGACCCACUCUCACCCCGGAGGAACUGGAGGCCAAACAAGCCAAGCAGAAGCUGGAGGACCGCCUGGCUGCGGCUGCCAGGGAGAAGCUGGCCCAGGCUUCCAAGGAGUCCAAGGAGAAGCAGCUGCAGGCGGAAAGGAAGAGGAAAGCAGCAUUGUUCCUCCAGACCCUCCGGAACCCCCUGACCGGAGAGCCUGAGACCCCACGCCUAGAUGAGAACCCAGCAAUGCCAGAGCUGCCAGAGGUCCCAGUGGCCCCCGUCAUCUCAGCCCCCCCACUGGCUUCCAGAGCACCUGUGUACCCAGCUAAUCCAAGACCCCUUGACACCAGCGCCUUCAAAUGCAAAGAGCCUCCCUCCUCUUCCUCCCUCCUGCCACCCUCCUCCGCUUCGUCGUCUACCACCAGAGGACCACACAGUGAUCGGGAACGUGGGAAAGGGGACAGAGACAAGAAGAAGAAGAAGCACAAGAAGAAGUCCCGGUCGAGAUCACGCUCCCGGUCGCGGUCUAAAACCAAGCACGCCCUGCCCAGCGCAUACAGAUCGGUCCGCAGGUCCAGGUCUCGCUCCAGGUCCCCUGGUAAAAGGGACAGGGGAGAUAGGAGAGCUCGCUCUUCUGAGAGGAGGCGUGAGGAGAGGGAGCGCUACGGACCUGCCCCGUAUCGCCUUGGCAAUAGCCCAGCUCUGCCCAGGAGGCACUCCAGAUCCAGGUCCCCUCAUGAGAAGAGAAAGAGUUCUAAGAGACAUCUCCAGGCCAAGGCCUCCUCCUGUUCCCCCUCUUCUUCCCCUAGUAGAGCCAAGAAGUCCCCCAGCGCCUCCCCUCCCACCAGCCCCUCCAGGGGCGGCUCGCAGGGAAAAGAUAAACAAGUGUCGUCAGCCAUCGUCUCCUCUGUGCAGUCCAAAAUCACUCAGGACCUGAUGGCCAAAGUGCGUGCCAUGCUGGCUGCCUCGAAGACCUUCCAGCCUAACACUUCCUGAAGAGGUGUCUUACGAGCAGCUGAUUGGAAAAUGGGUGGGGCUUCACCGCGUCUGCCUCUCCGUGACAACAGGCCCUCGUCCAGUCAGCAGGCAGUGUCUUUGCGCGGAACCGUGUUUUACCUGGAACUUUGCAGCUUUUAUCUUUCUCUUUUAUUUUAUCUUUGAUUACUUAAUUGGCCACAUCUACAUUAUAUUCUUAAUGACAGUAAAUGUUUAGGGUUUUUAUCAACUAGGGUAUAACAAGUAGAUUACCUGUUAAACCAACUAAGUUUGGAAGCCUCUAUUCCCAACAUCUGUUUUUGGCAUGAAAUAUGACAACAGAGCUUCAGAUAGAAUAAUUAAUUAAUUAAUAACAUUGGAAAAACUAAAAAGCAAAUUCGGAUUUUCUCCAAAGUAAUUAUGGCGAUAUUUCUGGGAUAAUUGUUCAGCUGCCAGAGGUCCUGGAUACUAUCCUUCUGUGAAGGAUUGUUUAGGUAAUUUCUCUCUUUCUCAACUCUGCUCUCUCUUUCAAUCUUUUGCCAGGUCAGUUUUAAAGCUGGGGUCUUUGGUUCCUCUCUCUGUUGUCACUCAGUUCCAGUGUGUGGCCUUCAUUUUUUGUUUCUAAGUUUGUACAGGGCUUAUUGUGGAGCUGCUUUCUAACACAAACUGUCAAUAAAGUUUGAUUUAUGAUUUAGCCCUGUGUUGUGUUCUCAAAGCAGGGAGACUGUCUGGUACCAAAAGGCCAGGAGUCACCCUCCUACUCAAUUUAAAUAAAUUGAUCUCAACAAAGA
This is a messenger RNA of Esox lucius (northern pike), 3923 nucleotides long. It is a transcript of the gene sfswap, whose product is annotated as splicing factor SWAP. The record is from RefSeq and is a predicted model, not a curated record. Gene Ontology annotation, molecular function: RNA binding. NCBI's taxonomy places the organism in Eukaryota, Metazoa, Chordata, Actinopteri, Esociformes, Esocidae. Gene Ontology annotation, biological process: RNA processing; mRNA 5'-splice site recognition. Bases 181 to 3153 code for a protein of 990 amino acids. The transcript is spliced from 18 exons.